Messenger RNA from Frieseomelitta varia, 1783 nucleotides. RefSeq names its product multifunctional protein ADE2 (gene Paics). The transcript has 6 exons. Bases 135 to 1397 code for a protein of 420 amino acids. Gene Ontology annotation, biological process: 'de novo' IMP biosynthetic process. NCBI's taxonomy places the organism in Eukaryota, Metazoa, Arthropoda, Insecta, Hymenoptera, Apidae. The record is from RefSeq and is a predicted model, not a curated record. Gene Ontology annotation, molecular function: phosphoribosylaminoimidazolesuccinocarboxamide synthase activity.
GAUAUAAAGAUUAUUUAUGAAUUUACGCCAAUCAAGAGGAGCUGGAUUUUGGAAGAGGGGAUCGUUAAAGGGAUCUUUAAUCGCACGAGAAUUAAGUUACAAAGUAUUUGCGAAGUGGAUUGAAAAGAAGAAACAUGAAAGAAUAUAAAUAUGGACAACUCAUUGUUGAAGGAAAAACUAAAAAAGUGUAUGAGGUUCUAAAUGACUUUACUUUGUGUCUCCUACAAAGCAAAGAUCGUAUUACUGCUGGAGAUGGUGAAAAAUCUCAUGAUCUAAAAGGAAAAGCUGCGAUUAGCACAGCUACCACAGCUAAAGUUUUUCAAUUGCUAAAUGAAGCUGGAAUAAAAACUGCUUUUGUCGAAGUAGUAAAUGACACUACUUUUAUUGCACAAAAAUGUGAUAUGGUGCCAAUAGAAUGGGUCACUAGAAGAUUAGCUACUGGCAGUUUUUUAAAAAGGCAUCAAGGAGUUCCAGAAGGAUAUCGAUUUAAUCCACCAUUACAAGAAACAUUCUUUAAAGAUGAUGCUAAUCACGAUCCACAAUGGUCAGAGGAACAAGUUAUUUCUGCUGGUUUUAAAUUGAACGGUCUUACAAUAGGGAAAGAUGAAUUUGACAUUAUGCAACGUACUUCUCUUGUUGUAUUUGAAGUUUUGGAAAAGGCAUGGGCAACUAGAAAUUGUGCUCUCAUUGAUAUGAAAAUAGAAUUUGGUGUGAAUGAAAACCAUGAAAUUUUGGUAGCAGACAUAAUUGACAGUGAUUCUUGGAGACUUUGGCCAUCUGGAGAUAAGAGAUUAAUGAAAGAUAAACAGGUAUAUAGAAAUUUAACUACUGUAACCCAAGAAGAUUUGGAUACUGUGAAACAUAAUUUUAAAUGGGUAGCAGAUCAACUUGAUUUCCUCAUUCCACCAACAAAUAGUCUUGUUGUUAUUUUAAUGGGAUCACCUUCUGAUGAAGAUCAUUGUAAAACAAUUGCAAAACAUGCAAAGUCUUUAGGUUUAAAUGUUCAACUUCGUGUAUGUAGUGCCCAUAAAGGUACUGAAGAAACAUUGCGUAUUCUUGCAGAAUACGAAGGUAUUCAUACGAAGGUGGUGUUAAUAGCUGUAGCAGGGAGGAGCAAUGGAUUAGGUCCAGUACUUUCUGGCAACACAUCUCUGCCUGUUAUUAAUUGCCCACCUUUUAAGCCAGAAAACAUUUCGCAAGAUUUAUGGUCGUCCAUAAACGUUCCAUCAGGAAUUGGAUGCACCACAGUUGCUUAUCCUGAAAGUGCAGCAUUAGCAGCUGCUCAAAUUCAUGCACUGCAUGAUCAUUUGGUUUGGGCACGCCUACGAGUAAAACAAUUAAAAAAUUACAUCGCUUUAAAACAAGCUGAUGUUAAAUUAAAAAAUUUUAUUCUGUAAUAUGUUGUGUCAAAAUUCUUUCGUGUUUAAUAUCAACGAGAUUGCGCAACAUUAUUUUAAACGUAACAAAUAAUUGAGCAAUUAUUCAUACAAGUUUAUACAAACCAAUGUAUGAUAAAUGUUUUACAAUUCUUAAUUUCAAUCGAUGUGAUCUUUUUACAAUGAUAUUUAUGCUAUGUACAUAAAUAUUCAUAGUAUUUAGAUCAAUAAUUAUAUUUGAGUAAUUAUCAAGUGAGUAAAUUUAAUUUUGUAUAAAUGUUUAUAUUAGCACUCUUUGUGUAUACUAUAUUAUUGUUUUUCCUAAUUAUUCUUUAUUGGUUGCAAGUAUAUAACGUUCAUUUGUUCAACUUUCAACAAAUUUACGAAUAAAAUAAAAAUAUGCAUAA